This is a messenger RNA of Spinacia oleracea (spinach), 3762 nucleotides long. Its product is annotated as phosphatidate phosphatase PAH1. Gene Ontology annotation, molecular function: phosphatidate phosphatase activity. The transcript has 11 exons. Lineage: Eukaryota; Viridiplantae; Streptophyta; Magnoliopsida; Caryophyllales; Amaranthaceae. Bases 469 to 3411 code for a protein of 980 amino acids. Gene Ontology annotation, biological process: lipid metabolic process. The record is from RefSeq and is a predicted model, not a curated record.
AUAUUAAAAAUUCGAAAACCAAAACAGAAAAAUCCCUCAAAAAGAAAGUGGCGGUAUCUCCAAUGAUAUGAUGUAAACAAAUGAUGAUUUUGUGAUUUAAUUUCGUGGACGGAACCAACAUACAACUAGUUUAGUUGUCUUCAAACAUAAGAUUAAAGUCAAUCUUGUUUUUUAGGGGACAACGUUUGAUUUUGAUCGAAUAAUCUUUUUAUCCUCACAUAAUAUUCCGUUCUCUUCGCCUCUUCACAUUUCAUACAAAAUCUCAUUAAUUCAUUCAUCAUCUUGGCAUCACUCCCUUCUCAAGCAACAUUGAGUCUUUGAUUCUUGUCAAAUUGAAUAAUUUAUGAAUCGACUUUGGUUGCUUGAGAAGUUCAAUAGGGUUGAACUUUUGUCUAAUAAUAAUAAUCAGGGAGUUGUUUACACAUUAACUUUUCAUUCUUGUGGGGGAAUUAUUGAGUCCUUGAAAUCAUGAAUGUGGUUGGGAAAGUUGGAAGCUUAAUAACCCAAGGUGUAUAUUCAGUAGCAACCCCUUUUCACCCUUUCGGCGGGGCGGUUGAUAUCAUUGUUGUUCAACAGCAAGAUGGGAGCUUCAGGAGUACACCUUGGUAUGUACAAUUUGGUAAAUUUCAAGGUGUUUUGAAAGGUGCUGAAAAGGUGGUUCGAAUUAAGGUGAACGGCGUUGAAGCUAGCUUCCAUAUGAAUCUUGAUAAUUCAGGUGAAGCUUAUUUUGUAGGGGAAGUUGAUUCAGGUGAGAGCAGUGAGAAAAUCCGUUUGUUGAAUGAAGAGAGGGAAGCUAUUCGAGCUCAUAGUUUUAGUGUAGAUAAUAGUCAGUUUAGUAUUAAAAAUGACAAUGUCGAUAAUUUGAGGCUGCAAAGCACUCUGUCUGACCCUGGAAUCUUGAGGGAAGAUUUUUCCAACUUCAACAGGUUAGAAAGGAACGACUCUGAUGCGUGUAGGUUUUAUGAUUUUCAAGAUGAUCAGUCAUUUGAUGACUCAGUAGAUUUGGCAUCUGAGUAUGGAUCUAGUCGGUACGACCCUAUGGAUGCUGUGGAGAAUUUUGUGGAAGCACAGGUCUCGGACUCGGAAAUGGUGUUGGUGAGUGUAGAUGGUCAUAUUUUAACAGCACCUAUCUCAGCAACUGAACAUGACACUGAAAAUGUACCAUUGGAUACACCCCAGUUUCAUCUAGGGCCAGGUAAAGGUAGGGAGUUUACUGUCAGUGACACUGCUUGGGAUUCCGAGUAUCUUAAUGAUCUUGAGGGCUCCUCCUUUAUACCAGAUUCCGUCAUUAACUCCGAAGAAAAUAAAAAUACUGUUUUACAAGAGGGUCUUGAUCAUGCUGUUAUGAUUGAGGAACAUUCAUGCCAAGAUGAACAGUCAGAAGUAUGCCAAGAUGAGGGCUCCAACAGCAUGGAUAAGGAAAACGGAGAACUUAUGCAUAAACAGAUUUUGAUUGCUCGUGAGGAUUCUGGGAAGAGUGAUUGCCAAGGUGAAGAAUGUGGAGAAGGAAAAUAUUUGCAUGAAAAUGGAGUUGAGGACACUCAUCUUCCUGAAUCUCAGGAUGAUGAUAAGAAGGGUGGACAUGAAGAUGAAGUUGAUAAUUAUGUGCCCAUUAAAACUGAAGAUGCAUCUUUUAGAACCAAGAAUGAAGAUAAGUUCAGGAGCUGUUUAGAUUUUACCAAUGUGGCAGUUGACGAUGCCUCAGACAGUGAGGGGUCUCCCUUGGGUGCCCGACUAGAAGUUAAUUUUACAGAAGAGAAGUCUUCACAGAACAAUGAAGUAUCAAAUAAGGCUGAUAUUCAAAGUACACCAGAAAGAUUAGGUGGUGAUGGAUCAGAUAUUGAUUGCAACAGUCGAAGUAUGGUGGAGGCUGAGGCAGACGAUGACUUGGCACCUGUUGCUAUAGAUGUAACUAAAGUAUGUGAAAGUGAGGAUAGUGACCGUACUGGUGUAGAAGCUAAUGGUUCUGAUUUGACACCUAUUGGAAACACAAAAGUAUGCAAGGAUGAACCAGUAAGAAUGAAUUCAUCAGUCAAGAGUGAUACUUUUAGUAACGGGGGAAAUGUCUCUGAAACCAUAUCAAUUAGUAGUGAAGACCCUAAAUCACACACCAGGAGUUCAUCUGAGCAGUCUGAAGCAAAUAUAAACCCAACAGUAGAGAUCUCUCUUUGCCGCCACCUACUUCGUCCAGGAAUGGGAUUAAGUGCUGCUGAUGAAGCUUUUAAUUCUCAUCGAAUAUCUGAGGAAGAUUUUAGAAGUAUAGCAUCCUCAGUAAUUAAGAAUGAAAACCUUGUCAUCAGAUAUAAAGGGAAAUAUUUACCGUGGGAUCAAGCUGCUCCUAUUGUCUUAGGAAUGGCUGCAUUUGGUUCAAGUUUUUCCAUCGAGUUCAAAGAUGCAAUACCAAUCGAAAAGGAAGUUACUUUAAACUUAGGGGUUCAUGAUUCUGGAAGUCCUUCUGGCCGCAGAUGGAGGCUUUGGCCAAAUCCAUUUAGGAGGGUGAAGACACUUGAACGCACCACUAGUAACGCCUCAGAGGAUAUCUUUGUUGACUCUGAAUCUGUUUCACAGAGCCCAUCAUCCAUUGACCGGACUCCAAUGUCUCAGAGUGGUACUCCGUUAUCAGCAACUAGUUCAAAGUCCGUUCACAAGAAAAUUAUAAGGACUAACAUCCCCACUAAUGAACAGAUAUCAUUAUUGAAUCUGAAAGAAGGUCAAAAUGACGUGACUUUCAGUUUUAGUACCAGGGUCCUUGGAUUGCAGCAGGUUGAGGCACAUAUAUAUUUGUGGAAGUGGAAUGCGCGAAUUGUUAUAUCUGAUGUGGAUGGGACAAUUACUAGAUCUGAUGUUCUUGGUCAGUUUAUGCCUCUGGUUGGUAAGGACUGGUCGCAAUCUGGUGUGGCUCGCUUGUUUUCUGCCAUUAAGGAGAAUGGAUAUCAGCUGCUCUUUCUGAGUGCACGUGCAAUUGUCCAAGCUUAUUUAACUAAAAGCUUUUUGUUUAACCUAAAGCAGGAUGGAAAGACACUGCCAAAUGGACCUGUUGUUAUUUCACCUAAUGGAUUAUUUCCUUCGUUAUUCCGUGAAGUAAUCCGAAGAGCUCCUCAUGAAUUCAAGAUUGCUUGUUUGGAGGAUAUCAAGGCACUGUUUCCACCGGAUUACAAUCCAUUCUACGCGGGAUUUGGGAACAGAGACACGGAUGAGCUUACUUACAGAAAGCUUGGAAUUCCAAAGGGGAAAAUCUUUAUAAUCAACCCAAAGGGUGAGGUGGCAAUUAAUCAUCGUAUCGAUGUGAAGUCGUAUACAUCAUUACAUACUCUAGUCAACGAUAUGUUCCCACCAACAUCAAUGGUCGAGCAGGAAGACUAUAAUUCAUGGAAUUAUUGGAAGAUGCCAAUGCCAGAUAUUAGCAUAUAGAAAGCAGACGGCUUAAUGGCUCUUUUGAAGCCAGACUUAAUCAUUUUUCAACAGGCAAUUGAUCGAAACUAAUAGAGGCUAUUAGAAUAUGUAGCAUUGGGUGAUUACCAGAUAGUUGCAUUCUUUGUUGUAUCGACGUUUUUGCAGGGAUCUUCAAGGCAAAAGCAUCUGAAAGCUCAUUCAUAUCGUGAUCGUGGCUGUUAACUGUAAAUCUGUAUGUUGUAAUGUUCUUUGUUGUAGUUUUCUUUGUGAUAGAUACAGUCACUGCACCUUCUGUUAAUAAGGAAGUUAAAUUUUUUAAUUUUGAUACGCAGGAUUAUUCAGCUUAUAAUAUAGGUUCUCAUUCCUUUC